Messenger RNA from Anneissia japonica, 693 nucleotides. RefSeq lists its product as uncharacterized. Bases 40 to 693 code for a protein of 217 amino acids. The record is from RefSeq and is a predicted model, not a curated record. The transcript is spliced from 3 exons. NCBI's taxonomy places the organism in Eukaryota, Metazoa, Echinodermata, Crinoidea, Comatulida, Comatulidae.
AGACAUCGCAUACGUUUAGUUGGUGAUAGACUGGUCAACAUGAUAACUAUAUCAGCCAAACAUGUCUUGGUACUUGCUUUGGUGGUUUUUGUCGUAGCAGAACAAUAUGAUGUCACUGCAGGUUCCCCACAUGAGCGACGGUCAGAAAGAGCCGCGUCGGAUGUUGUCUUAAGAUUUCGAGGCUGCCCGAUAACUAGCGACCAAGCUAAAUUGAUUACUGCGUUGUACGGUAAAAUAUUGAAUGUUCACUCAAGGACUGGCAGAAGUAUUAAAGGAUCGCAGUUUGGCGUAGCAGUUAGCGUAGCUUCGCUUAAUGAAACUACAGAAGUGGUUCCUGAGAGAACUGGAAAAUGGCCAAUUGUUGAACCAGAAAUUGAGGAAGGAGGUUCAACAAACGAAAAUGAACCAAGUAGAAAACAUGGCCAAUUGGGUAACCAAGACGUAGAGAUUCCUAGACCAACAGGAGGCCAGAGACUAAACACUAGUCCUCGGUCUCCCUGGUGGACACAAGAACCAUCUGGUGAACAAUGGCCAAGACGAGGUCUUUCUGGUAAAAAAGGAACAUACAGAUAUCAGAAACCGCAGGAGCAAAAGGGUCAAAUGGAAAGUCAGGCUCGUUCUGGUAAUUCUUGGUCCUCUUGGUCUUCUUGGUCUUCUUGGUCGUCUUGGUCGACAGGAACCACGUGUGUAUAA